Molecule: messenger RNA, 1017 nt
Organism: Sporothrix brasiliensis 5110
Lineage: Eukaryota; Fungi; Ascomycota; Sordariomycetes; Ophiostomatales; Ophiostomataceae
Exons: 1
Coding region: 1-1017 (338 amino acids)
Source: RefSeq, a predicted model, not a curated record
AUGGCGUUCAUCGAAACGAACGCGCCGCGCAUCGUCGUGUCGCUGUCCGUCAUGACGGGCGUCGCCUUUGUCUUUAUGAUGCUGCGCUUCUUCUGCAAGGUGCGGUUCCACAAGACGUUUGGCGUCGACGACCACAUGCUGGCGGCCGCCUGGGCCUGCCUCGUCGCCUACGCCGCCCUCACCAUCACGUCGACCAACUACGGCGUCGGCCUGCACAUCGCCGUCAUCUCGAGCGCGGACCUGGUGACGGGCCUGCGGCUCUUGUACGUCGGCCGCUUCCUCGCCAUCAUCGCCCUGGCCAUCAGCAAGACGUCCUUUGCGGUCACGCUCCUGAACCUCGCCAGCACGGCAUGGCAGCGCUAUGUGCUGUGGUUCGUCAUUGUGUCGCUCAACGUCGUCAUGUGGUUCGCGGGGCUGUCGCUCUUCAUCCAGUGCAGCCCCAUCCAGAAGGCGUGGGACCUCCAUGCCGCCGGCACCUGCUGGAAGCCCAUGAUCCAGGUCAACAUUGGCAUCGCGGCCGGCGCCUACUCGGCGCUGAUGGACUUUACGCUGGCGCUCUUCCCGUCGUUUUUGAUCGGGAAGCUGCAGAUGAAGAAGACGGAGAAGUACGCCGUCAUCCUGGCCAUGAGCCUCGGCGUGUUUGCCGGCAUCACCGCCAUCAUCAAGACGUACUUUAUCCUGGGCAGCCAGCGGUCCAAGGACUUUACCUUUACGACGGCCAACCUGCUGAUCUGGUCGGGCGCCGAGACGGCCGUGACCGUCAUUGCGGCCGCCAUUCCCUUCUUGCGGCUGCUCCUGAAAGAGGCGGCCACCAAGCACAAGACGUCAAGCCGGCCCGACACCUAUGACCUCGACGCCCUGUCCAGGUCCGGCGUCGUCGGUGGAGCCACGACCCUGACGCAGACGCAAAGGGCACCACAAGACCGCGACGACGCGAGCGAGAAGAGCAUCUUGGGCGAGACGAAGCGUGGCCAGCUGCACGUCGAGAGCGGCCAAGCCAAGUCUGAUUAUGCAUGA